CCACCAAAAGCGAACGUCGAUGAAUCCUGUGCUCAAGAAGAACCUCAUCCUGGCCGGCAGCCUCGGGACAUUCGCCAUCUCUGUGUUCGCGUACACGGUUUCCAAGCUGUCCAAGGACGAUUUUGAUGGUCUUGACACGGUCAAAGUGAACGUGCACGAAAGCGGAAUCAAAGCUACCGUCACCAAGCCCAUCGAUGCAAGUGCCUCCAAGUAGCUUGUCAUGAGCUAAAGUGCACAAUAUAAGUAUGGUCAGCCACCUGGUGUCACAACGCAUCUUUCCCAUAUUCAACUCUACGCAGAGCAUGCCACUUGCUGUUCGAGCAGUGCCACAUGCGCAUGGGUUCAGUUUCAACAUGAAGCAAGUGUUUGUGUGUCCACAGAGAUGCCAAGCAAGAUUUCCUCGACAAUACUGCUAGUUUGAUAUGGCGCAUAACUACAAACCAAAUCGUCCACACACUUGCACA
Messenger RNA from Aphanomyces invadans, 464 nucleotides. RefSeq lists its product as hypothetical. NCBI's taxonomy places the organism in Eukaryota, Oomycota, Saprolegniomycetes, Saprolegniales, Verrucalvaceae. The record is from RefSeq and is a predicted model, not a curated record. The transcript has 3 exons. The coding region runs from base 20 to 214 and encodes 64 amino acids.